This is a messenger RNA of Candida albicans SC5314, 1530 nucleotides long. It is a transcript of the gene LAP3, whose product is annotated as bleomycin hydrolase. Gene Ontology annotation, cellular component: cytoplasm. NCBI's taxonomy places the organism in Eukaryota, Fungi, Ascomycota, Pichiomycetes, Serinales, Debaryomycetaceae. Gene Ontology annotation, biological process: response to toxic substance; proteolysis; L-homocysteine catabolic process. Gene Ontology annotation, molecular function: cysteine-type aminopeptidase activity. The record is from RefSeq and is a predicted model, not a curated record. The coding region runs from base 1 to 1530 and encodes 509 amino acids. The transcript has a single exon.
AUGGGUUCCAACACAUCCAAAACAAUAAUGCCUGCCUCCACAAAGUCACCAUUACCAGAAACAGAAGAAGAAAUCUUUAAUGAAAAGCCUUACUCAUCGACUUCUACCUUUGAUAAUUUCCGUGAACAAUUUGAGGGACUUGAAUUAGAAAAUGCUGAGAACGAAAUCAACCCAAUCUCCGAAAACAUCUUAUCUAAAUGGGAAGAUGAUUUCAAAUCCCAGACAAAGAAUCUUUUAGCUCAAAAUGCUCUUGCCAAGAACGCCAUUGUUGAUGUUAUUGCAAAGAAUUCUGUCGGCAAACAAUCUUUAAAAGAUAGAUAUUUGUUUAAUAUCACAGUUGAUACCAUUGGAUCACCAGCUCACCUUAACAACCAGAAACUGUCUGGAAGAUGCUGGAUUUUUGCCUCAUCCAACGUAUUACGAACCCACGUCAUCAAGAAUUACAAUUUGAAAGAGGACGACUUUCAACUUUCUCAAUCCUACUUGUACUUUUACGACAAGUUAGAAAAAGCAAACUUUUUCUUGGAGAACAUUGAAGACACAUCCAGUGAAGACUUGGAUUCUAGAUUAAUCAGUUAUUUGUUUAGCAACCCAGUUAAUGAUGGUGGUCAAUGGGAUAUGAUUGUGAAUUUGGUUAACAAAUAUGGUGUAGUCCCAAAUGAGGUAUUCCCAGAUAAUGCCCAAUCAACUAACUCGUCAAAAUUGAAUUAUGUUGUCACGGAAAAAUUAAGGGAAUAUGGACUUAAGCUUAGAAGUUUAAUAGCUAAAGAUGCACCAAAGAAUGUUAUUAGUUCUUUCAAGGCAAGUGCUAUUAAAUCUAUCUAUAAGACAAUCGCUUUAGCUUUAGGAACACCACCUAAGCCAACUGACGAGUUUUUGUGGGAAUUUAUCGACAAAGAUGGGAAAUACAAGUCUUUUAAAACCAAUCCAUUAGACUUUUACAAGACUCAUGUCCGCUUUGAUGCUUCCGAACACUUUUCUUUGAUCCAUGAUCCUAGAAACGAGUACAACAAAUUAUACACUGUCGAAAGGUUAAAUAACAUAUUUGGUGGAAAACCAAUUGAAUAUAUCAAUCUCGAAAUUGACGAGAUUAAACAAGUUGCAAUUAAAAUGUUGAAAGAUAAUGAGCCUGUGUUUUUUGGUUCAGAUGUUGGCAAGUUUUCCGAUUCAAAAUCUGGAAUUUUGGACACAACUGCCUAUGACUAUUCAACUGCUUUUGACUUUAGCUUGGAUAUCACCAAACUGCAGAGAUUGAAGGUUGGUUCAUCCCAAAUGACACAUGCUAUGGUGAUCACUGGAGUGCACAUCGACCCACAAACAAACAAACCAGUAAGAUGGAAGAUUGAAAAUUCAUGGGGCGAAGAUUCUGGUCAAAAGGGUUGGUUUAUGAUGACCGAUGAAUGGUUUGAUGAAUAUGUUUUCCAAAUUGUGACAAACAAGAAGUAUUCAGGAAAGAAAGCAUACGAUAUCUGGAAAAGCAAAGAAUUCAAUACAUUGCCAUAUUAUGACCCUAUGGGUGCUUUAGCUUAA